CGUUCAGUAAAGAACAACCACCACAACACUUUAUAUUCAUUCUCUCUCAAAUUGUUUUAAAAACACACACAACAUUUUCAAUAUGUGCGUAGAAAUCUCAAGCCAACAACAACAACAAUUCAACAAAAUGGAAAUCAAAAACACCAAGAAAGUCUCCUACAGCAUCAAGAAGCUGUUGAAGCAACUCUUCAAACAUCAAAAAUCCUCCAAACUCAUCACUUUACAAAAUUUGGUCAACUCGAAGAAAGCUGAAUCCAUGGAAUCUCUUGAAUCUUUGGAAAAUACACACAAUGCCAACAUUGAAGUUGAGGAAUGUGCCUCUUUGGAAUCAUUCGAAAAUGACAUCAAUGAACGUCUCUCAGCUAAAGCCAUCUCUUGUGAAGUAGAAGACUUUGACUUCAGUGAAAUCACCACCACCGUUCCCGUACACUUUGUACGCACCGAACAUGGUACCUUCUUCUGGACUGCCACCUCAGACAUUGCUGCCGAUAAUGAUUUGGUUGAACCUUUGUACUGUUCCACCUACAAUCAAUUAGCUGUUAUGCAAGAUCGUUGGGCUCAAGCUUAAAUUAUGCUGAUCAACACGAUCUAACACAUUCCUGCAUUAGCUUUAACAUGUCUUCCAAACAACAACAACAAAAAUACUCAACAGCGCAGUUCCAGCUUCUUUAAAUAUGAAGUUUACCAUCUGUGAAUCAUCAUCGUAAUCAUUGUC
Lucilia sericata (common green bottle fly) is the source of this 715-nucleotide messenger RNA. RefSeq names its product enhancer of split m4 protein (gene E(spl)m4-BFM). NCBI's taxonomy places the organism in Eukaryota, Metazoa, Arthropoda, Insecta, Diptera, Calliphoridae. The record is from RefSeq and is a predicted model, not a curated record. The coding region runs from base 83 to 568 and encodes 161 amino acids. Gene Ontology annotation, biological process: sensory organ development; Notch signaling pathway. The transcript has a single exon.